UCCCUCAUUGUCGCUUGCUCGCUGCGCCCGCCCGCUUGCUUCGCCCUCGCUUCGCUUCAAAUGGCAGCGGCGGUGCGGGCUGAGCGGCCGCGAGCUUGACCCGGGGCGCGCGUGGGCACGCACCCAGUCCCGGCCAUGUCGGCGCCUGCCGCGAAGGGGGCUGUGGCGGGCUUCCGCGGGGAGCAGAGCUUCGCGCGCGCAGCCUCCUCUGCCUUCGGGGCCGCUGAGUUCGCCUCCGGAUUCGAUGGACCCCAGCUCCCGCCGCUGCGGCUGCGGGUCUCGUGCGGCGGCGGCGCGAUCGCCAGCCCGUGCUCCAGCUCCUCCUCCGAUACCUUCGUCAGCAUGCGCUCCACGCCCUCAGAAACACUGAACCCGUGUGGGCUAUGGUCGCCGCCGCGCGCUCCGUCCGAGGCGUCCGAGUUCGGCACGGCGCGCGAGUACGACACCACCGAUCCCUUCUUCGGUGACAACUGGCUCUACGACAACCACCUCUUCCACGGCAAGCCGGAGAGCGAAGGCAGCGAAGGGGAGGACAAGUUCAUUGUUGGUCCUGACGUCAGCUUGCAGCGGAGUGAGAUGCAGGAGCUUAGUGAUGUCUGCGGCAACAGGCACGUACACAGAGACCGCAUUGCGGAUUCCGAUGGGGGUGCAGAGGUGAACCCGUGCUUGUCACCGCCCUGUGCCUGCUGCUACGCGGAAAAGAAGAAUGAUGAGGAGUUGGUGAGAGAUUCUUGCUCUGCUGUUUAUGGGAGGUAUCAGAUCAUGGACGACCAUACGGAACUGCUUGAUGAGUGUGUGGCAGAAGCAUUCCGGUUCAGGCUGAAUGCAGUUGAUGAUGCUUGCGAUUGCUUAGUGGAUUUCAAGAAAGCAGAGGGCGAUGGGUUGGAUCUUAGUGCUCUGGAGAAGGAGCUUCAGAUGCUUACUCCGUACUUGGCUGAUGCAGAUGCUCUUGAGAAUACUGGGCUUGAACAUGACUUCAGAGGCAAUGAAAAACUAGAUGUUCGCAUGGUAACAAAUGAGGAAAUUGCUGAUGCCGAAGAAUUUCUAAAAGAUAGCUACAGCAUACAUCCUUUUCCUGAGAGCAGUGACCCUUUAGAUGUUUAUGGGGUGGAAGAUUUCGUGACAGCAGAUACAAAUGUUCAAAACUCUACUAUUCCCAAAAUCCAGGAAGAUCCAAAAGUUGAUCCUGCACUCUCUAAGUUUCAUCAGGAGUAUGAGGUAUAUGACUUGAAAAUUUUCCACCGGAAGAACAGGACUGGCUUUGAGGAAAACAAAGAAUUCCCUAUUGUCACGGAUUCAGUUAUAGCCGGAAGAUAUCGUGUCACUGAGUAUCUUGGUUCUGCUGCAUUCAGCAAGGUUGUACGUGCACACGAUCUUCAAACUGGAGUUGAUGUAUGUCUUAAAAUAAUAAAAAAUGAUAAGGAUUUCUUUGACCAGAGCUUGGAUGAGAUAAAGCUCCUUAAGUUUGUCAAUAAGUAUGACCCAGAUGAUGAACAUCACAUACUUCGUCUCUAUGAUUACUUCUACUUUCAGGAGCAUCUCUUCAUUGUCACUGAAUUACUACGCGCAAAUCUGUAUGAGUUUCAGAAAUAUAACCAGGAGUCUGGUGAUGAGGUAUACUUUUCAUUGCCCAGAAUACAGGCUAUAGCUCGACAAUGCUUGGAGGCUUUGGUGUACUUGCAUCAUUUAAACAUUGUUCACUGUGACCUGAAACCAGAGAAUAUCCUUCUGAAGAGCUACAGCAAAUGUGAAAUCAAGGUUAUUGAUCUUGGAAGCAGCUGCUUCAUGUCAGACAACUUAAACUUGUACAUUCAAUCACGUUCUUACCGAUCUCCUGAGGUCAUCCUGGGUUUGCCAUAUGAUCAAAAAAUAGACAUUUGGUCUCUUGGCUGCAUCUUGGCUGAACUAUACACUGGUGAAGUGCUCUUUCCUAAUGAAUCAGUACCAAUCAUUCUUGCUCGUAUGAUCGGGACAAUUGGUCCAAUUGACAUGGAAAUGCUUGCGUUGGGACAGGAGACACAGAAGUACUUCACAGAUGAGUAUGACCUUUUCCAUAAAAAUGAGGAGACAGGUCAGUUGGAAUAUUUGAUCCCAGAGAAAUCAUCUUUGCGGCGCCACUUGCAAUGCACCGACAAGAAGUUUGUUGAUUUUCUGUCGUACCUGCUGCAAAUAAAUCCCAGAAAAAGACCAACAGCCAUUGAAGCAUUGCAACACCGAUGGCUUUCAGUAGUAUAUACCUGAGCUUGCCAAUCAAGCUCUUUCCUCACAAAUAGGGACAGUGUCUGAAGUCACUCCUUUUUCCUCACGAGUAGGAUCAGUUUCUGAAGUUAAUUGGCUCGUGAAACAACACGCUUCCUUUUGGAGCAGGAUUUGGCUUUCUGGGAUUUUUUUUCCAGGUCAAUCCUUGGCAAUGAAAUACUGUUUUGCAACGUGAAUUGAUCUUGGAUACACGCUAGUUCGUGCAUGUAAAUAUGAGAAAAGUACCUGUUGUAUAUGUACAGUUGCCAUGUACUACGAUGUAACUGAUCCAACUAUAGCUAAUUAAAUUGUUAUGUUUCUGUAUUUCUUGAAAUUCCUAUGACAUUACUCUGAUGUAAUUUAUGUGUUCUUGAGUUAAGCGAAUUUUGUA
Molecule: messenger RNA, 2629 nt
Organism: Panicum virgatum (switchgrass)
Lineage: Eukaryota; Viridiplantae; Streptophyta; Magnoliopsida; Poales; Poaceae
Product: dual specificity tyrosine-phosphorylation-regulated kinase mbk-1-like
Exons: 8
Coding region: 136-2241 (701 amino acids)
Biological process (GO): peptidyl-serine phosphorylation; peptidyl-threonine phosphorylation
Cellular component (GO): cytoplasm
Molecular function (GO): ATP binding; protein serine/threonine kinase activity; protein tyrosine kinase activity
Source: RefSeq, a predicted model, not a curated record